Chiroxiphia lanceolata (lance-tailed manakin) is the source of this 685-nucleotide messenger RNA. Its product is annotated as inositol 1,4,5-trisphosphate receptor-interacting protein-like. The record is from RefSeq and is a predicted model, not a curated record. Bases 1 to 540 code for a protein of 179 amino acids. The transcript has 2 exons. NCBI's taxonomy places the organism in Eukaryota, Metazoa, Chordata, Aves, Passeriformes, Pipridae.
AUGGUCUGGUCAGAGCAGGUCUGUGGGAAGGAGGGAGGGCUGACGUACCCCCUGGCCAAUGUGGCCAAGGGAAGGGCUUCGGGAGAGCCAGGAGGCCUUGAUGGAACCUUGAGGACCUUGAUGGAACCCUUCAAGGACCCAGCUACCAGUCUGGGCUCAGCCCACACCAAGCAGGAUUUCAUCAGGCUUUGGCUCAAGACUGUUGGAAGUUUUGAAUUGGAAGGAUAUGCCAUGGCUGCUGGAAUCCUCCGGAUGUACCUCAUGCUAAUGGCAGUUGUCGGUGUCAAUGAGCCUUUUCUCUCUGAUGAGAAUGGAGUUGUUGCUGAGAAUGGGGACGAAAUCCUCCAGAGAAUGAAGGAACGGGAGACGAGCCUUCGGCUGCACCAGUUGCGCUUAGAGCAGGAAAUUGCAGACCUGGAAGCCGGACAGAAGGCUCUAGAAAUGCGUGAAUUGGAACUGGAGAGAAAGAUCCAGCAGCAUAUGUUCAGCGUCCUUUCCUUGGUCAUCUUGACACUGAUCAGCCUCUGGAGGCAGAAUUAGCAGGAAGUAACAUCAACACAGUGGAGAAGAAGAGACUGACACAGUGGUCCUGGGGAAAACAUGGGAAAGAGUGGCCUUCCCUGACAAGGCCUUUUGUGCUAUUUAGGGGCAUUUACAACCUCUGAGGGAGACUUAAACAGCUGCG